CAAACUGUCAUCCAUCCGCAUCACCUCACCGGUAUAAAGGCGCGCCCCUCCCCUCGCCGCCCCGCGUCGGAUGCCGCCGCCGCGACCGCGACCGCCAUGGCGUACCGCCGGAAGCCGCAGCCUCCGCAGACGCCGCCGUCCUUGGACCACCACCACCACCACCACACCCCCUCCGUGGGCCCCUCGUCCCCGCCGCAGGACUCCCUCGCCGCGCAGGCCAUGCGCGCCUCCGCCGCGCACCGCGACGCCUCCUCCCUCUCCUCGGCCUACUCCUCCUCCUCCGCCUCCGCGGCCGCCGCCGCCGCCGCGGCUCGCCGGGGCCACCACGAGCCCUCCGUCUCCACGCCUUCCCCCGGUUCUUCGGGUUAUGAAUACACAUCCAUGAAGAACUUGAAUGAGGCUAAGUACGGAUUUUGGGGGGCCCUUGCUCGGAAAGCCAAGUCUUUUCUGGACGAGGAUGGUUCACCAGGGCAGUAUGAUUCCCCGGCGAGGCAGCAGCCGUCAAGAGAUGCGCCGCCGGUUGGUGUCCAGUAUACACGCUCACAACAACCACCGUCUGAAACAUGGAAAUCCGAGACACCUCCAUCUCAUAAGAGGUCCGAGGCCAUAGCUUCCUCCCUCAACUAUAUUGGUGGCACAAUAAAAAGUGCACUUGAAGAAGGCCGGACGAUUGUAGAAAAUAAAACAGCCGACAUUAUUCAUGAAACACGCAAAUUGAACAUAAGAAGAAAAGGAGCUGGCUCAACUACACAAGGAGAAGCUCCACAAAGAUUUACUCAAAGGAAUCUUCCACAAAAUCCACUUGACUACGAAACUCAAUUGAAGGCAUCUCGCGACGUUGCAAAUGCCAUGGCAGCAAAAGCAAAGCUGCUAUUACGUGAGCUGAAGACUGUGAAGGCCGAUUUAGCUUUUGCAAAGGAACGUUGCGCUCAGCUUGAAGAUGAAAAUAAGAUUUUGCGGGAAAGUCACGAUAAGGGUGAUAACCCUGAAGAUGAUGAUCUGAUCCGCCUCCAACUAGAGACACUAUUAGCUGAGAAGGCACGGCUCGCACAUGAGAAUUCGGUGUACGCUCGAGAGAAUAGAUUCCUACGAGAAAUUGUUGAGUACCACCAACUUACUAUGCAGGAUGUUAUAUAUGUGGAUGAAGGCAUUGAAGAGGUCACUGAGGUCUACCCUACACAAGUAUUACCACCUGCACCUUCUCGGGCUGGUUCAGGCCUUGGUCGCUCUGUAACCCCAGCUACUCCCAAGACUGCCAGCUCAUCACCUUCAUCAACAUCCAUUGUUGUACCAGAAACUUGUCCGGUCGUUCCAGCCUCCCCAAAGUCGCUUUCUCGGACUUCAUCUAAGCAAUAGAUCAAGCCCGGCACCACCAACCAUGCUGAAGAUUAAAAGGUGGUUAGUGGUGCGAUACAAUCCGGAUGCCAUUGCAAAUGUAAAACCAAAGCUGCGCCGUUGCUGUGCCCUGUAUGUUAGUCUCUGAUGAGUUGUGUCCUGGAAAUGUGCGGACAAAUGAUGUUCAUGCCUGAGAUGUUUGUAUGAUCCGGUGUAACUUACACAGUAUUUAUAAUUUUACUGCAUCAUCGAUUUGGUACUG
This is a messenger RNA of Oryza sativa Japonica Group (Japanese rice), 1597 nucleotides long. RefSeq lists its product as uncharacterized. The record is from RefSeq and is a predicted model, not a curated record. NCBI's taxonomy places the organism in Eukaryota, Viridiplantae, Streptophyta, Magnoliopsida, Poales, Poaceae.